CAUAAAAAAUCAUUGUUCUGAAUAGCUUUCGAGAAUCCGGAUCCUUUUUAUGAACUGCACGCGGAAUCUUUGAAAACAUGUCUAAGGAACUGUCUUCGCCCUCCUUCAGUUCAAGAAGCGUGAUUUUUGACGGAAGCAUUGGAUAGAGGUUAAUUUGGCAGCAGUGUUAGUCCUCACUGGUCAAAAUGCCCGUGAAAGAAACAUUAAAUUUUUUCUCCGUCUUCCCUUAUUAUCUGUUUCCGCAGCGGCACACCCGGCAGUGAGAAAUACAACUGACCAGGAACUUUUAUUAGAAUGUACAAAGUACAAGGCCAAGGUAGUUCUGCAAAGAGGACGAAAACGUCUACUAGGUUGGGCUCAACCAAACCUGAAAAAGGGAGAGUAUUUAACCCUGUUUGUGUGCAAUUAACGCCUAAUUUCUGUGGACAAAAAAGAUUAGAGAAAAUUUGUCAGAUAUUGGGUAAAAGUGUAUUAAAAUUUCUUAGUUAGUUCCUAGAAAACUAACACUCAAAUUUUGUUGUUGUUUUGGUUUAGGUUCAAGUGCUGUGGAGAUGGAGCUAACGUUUUCAAACGAGAAACAAUGGAUUGAAUUUAACUUCAGAGUUGCAAUCGCAAAAGCUUGUACAGAUUUCUUUUGCAAGAGUGGCGAAUGCAAAAGCACGUCUGGGCGAGUUAAGCGUUCCGAAAGGGCAAAAUUUAUUCAGGAUUCUGAUGUCAAAAUACUUGGACUUUCUCCUAAUGGAGAAAAUACUUGGAUAAUUGAGUUUGCUGUCCUAUUUCCAUCUGUGGAUGGGAAGGCUCCACAACCGUCCAAACCUGAAGAACUGGUUCAAAUGGUCGAUAAAAACAAAGAAGUUCUUCAGAAGGCGGUUGGAGGAUCAAUCAAGCGGAUAACAAUAAGAAAACAACCAGAGCAACCGAAAGAAGGCGCAAAAUCAACCCAAGAUGAUAAAGGAACGCCCGUAGNGUAG
Messenger RNA from Orbicella faveolata, 971 nucleotides. Its product is annotated as low-density lipoprotein receptor-related protein 4-like. The record is from RefSeq and is a predicted model, not a curated record. Lineage: Eukaryota; Metazoa; Cnidaria; Anthozoa; Scleractinia; Merulinidae.